CAUAGUGUCUCAUCUCCUUGGUUCAUUCAGCUUUCUGCCUGGAUCGCUUCUCCUAUGGAUCUUGUGAAUUACACUGUGUGUGGAUUAGCCCAGUGAGUCCAGAGGAUUUAAUGUUCUUGGGGUCUUUUUUGGAGGAUGCAUUGCAUAGCCAUAGGGUCCAGCAGCUACCCUGUGCAGCCUUGGAGCUGAUGAGCCUGGCAGCUUCUGUUAGUGAGCUGGCACUGCCAGUAACCAGGGGCAAGCAGAGGACUGCACCAGGGAGCUUCAUGCAGACAAUAGAUGUGAAAAAAAAAAUCUCAAAAGGCAUUAGAUGACCGUUUGGUUCUUGAGACAACGUAUUAACAGAGCACUGUGGUUCUAAACCAUAGAAGUCCUAAUCCCAAUGCUCCCAUGGUUGAGACUAUGACGUCUCCCGCCAAUGUCUGUGGGAACAGCACUAUAGUCACCUCUCAAGCAAGAGAUAAGAGUGUCUCAAGAACAGUAUCUGAAGGGAAUAACUAUAAUGGGGCAGAUGGCAGCAGUGAGAAAAGAGAGGACGAAGAAAAGUUAAAUUCCUCUAAGUUGACACACUGUUUGGCCCCACCAAAACAGCGAGGAAGCGCGAGUAAUGAAAGGCCUCAUUCUAUGGUCAGUACGAGCAACUCAUCAACAUGGAAUGCUUUAUCCUCCUUGAGAAAGAUGGGUUCUUUCAAAAAAUUAAAAUCAUCGGUUCUUCAAGGGAUUCAGGCAAAAGAAAAUGCAAAUAAUUUAAACAAUCAAGAGUCCGGAGGAGAUCUACAGAGGUGCUCUCCUAAUGAUGGAGGUGGAAGUUAUCAAAUGCCCUGUAGGUUAGUUAAUGCAAGGCCCAUGCAUGAAUGUUAUAACGUGAUGGAUGGUCUGCAGUCAGAUGGGUCGGACAUAGAGGAAACUGAUAACACCUUUUUGAGAAGUACUCAUCGAUCACGGAGCAUUAGACGUGCAUACGGUGCAGGUCGUAUAAACCUACUAGAUGAUAAAGUACGUUCUUGUCGUAGCCCUCAGGCCCUAUCUCCUGCUAGGCAAGAACAAAGCAUCUGCAAAAUCAUAGUGAAGGAUUCAGAAAGUAACCGAAUUGUUUACAGAAGGAGUAAAAGCACAGACAACCUGAACUUCCUCAAAAAAAGCUCAUUCAAAAGGAAAUCAACAUCUAAUCUUUCAGAUGUAAAAUCCAACAGUGAAAGAGAAAUUCUACAAAAGUCCAUGCUAAGCACUUCAGCCGAUUCUGAGCGUUUGGGAGGAACUCCGGAAAGAAGUUCAAAACGUUGGAGGAGUCCUAUUAGAGCAAAAGAUUUUGACCGAGUAUUAAAAAUUAUGGGCAAUGUCACAGAUGGCAAUCGGAAAAAAGAGCCAAAUAAGAGCACUUCUUUAUCAGCUGAGGGAACCCAUGGGAGCAGGCCUAACAGUCGAUUACAUGAUGAUUACUCCAGGAGGGUUUCUAGUAGUGCAGAGAAUGAGAGGAGAAGGUGCUUGUUUAACUCUCCAACAUCAGAGACUAAAUGUUUGAGUAGUUCCAACCUGUCCCAGGUUGAGAAUCUGGAACAUGACAUGAAUGUAAUGCCUACUGACCAUAAAACAUCAGAAGGCUGUAGUGUGUCUCCUACGUGUAGCAGCUUGAACCAGUUGGCCAAUGAGGUUUUUUAUUCAGACUCUGAGGAGCCUAAACACAUGAGCCAUUCAUUAUCCGAGAAUGGACUUCUUGGAACACCUCUGAGACCUACGGCACCAAAGCCUCAAAGCCCCAGCACGGAAUUGUACAAGUCUAGUAUCUCUAUCCAUUCCCCGAACCAUCUCAGCACUUUAUCCCUUAGCUCGAUGGAGAGUGAUGAAAGAACUGAGAUAGCACUCCCAAAGGUUGAUAGGAGCCCCUACUUUUAUAAAGACACCAAAAAGUCAGUGUAUUCUGAUGAUGGCAAUGAGGAUAGUGGAGUCAGCAGCCACUCUCAAUUGAGUCUCAAUGUCGUCAGUGAAGAAAAACAAGAGGAUGUUGUUCCUAUUGAAGACGCGUGGACAAAAGCCCCACCACAAGAUGAGGAAAAAGCAGACCAUCAAAAAUCACUCUCUCGAAAAAAGUCAUCCGGGAAAAGCAGGUCGCGACCAAGGCCACUUUCAGACUAUGGUCAAUUGGCCAUCCGUAGCUUUUCUAUCCCAGAAGACUCUGUCCCAAUGGAAACUCCACAGACUGAUAGCGGGAAGUGUAAAUUUCCCCUACGCUGUUUUAGUGAGGAGGAAAAGUUCCGCAAACAUAGCACUGAGUACCAAGGAAAUUAUAGAAGACGACCCAUUUCUGUUAUAGGUGGUGUCAGUUUUUAUGGCACGUCAGAAGAUGGAGAAGCUGGUGAUAUGCUUCAACAACCUGUACCACGACCUCCAGUACCGGCUCACAAAGUACCACCAUAUAGGGCAGUGUCUGCCCGCUUACGGCCUUACACCUUCUCUCAGAGCACGCCAAUUGGCCUGGACCGAGUCGGCUGCCAGAGGCAGGCUAGGAUCUCUAACAUUUCAACAGAUGGUGGUGCUGAGACUUCUGCUUUGGUUGAUGACAAUGGUAGCGAGGAUGAUUAUAACUAUGAUGACAUCUGUCAAGCAAAUCCAAGAUAUCUGCAGCCAGGAGGGGAACAGCUAGCCAUCAAUGAGUUAAUAAGUGAUGGCAGUGUGGUGUAUGCCGAAGCAUUAUGGGACCACGUGACAAUGGAUGACCAGGAGCUUGGCUUUAAAGCAGGAGAUGUCAUAAGGGUUCUUGAAGCUUCGAACAAAGACUGGUGGUGGGGGAGAAUUGGAGAUAAUGAGGCCUGGUUUCCUGCUAGUUUUGUCCGGUUGCGAGUCAAUCAGGAGGAUGUCUCUGAAAAUUCUGGGAGCUUCCAGGAUGAAGAACAAGAUGCUGAGGCCCGUACAUUCCGACACAAGAAUGCAGAAAAUAAAGAUCAAAUGAGAACGAAUGUCAUUCGGGAAAUAAUGAACACGGAACGGGUUUACAUCAAACAUCUGAAAGACAUCUGUGAGGGUUAUAUAAAGCAAUGUCGGAAACAUACAAGUAUGUUCACAGAAGCACAGCUGAAAACCAUUUUUGGGAACAUUGAAGAUAUCUACAAGUUUCAGAAGACGUUUUUGAAAGAUCUUGAAAAACAAUACAAUAAAGAGGAAUCUCACUUGAGUGAGAUUGGGGACUGUUUCCUUGAAAAUCAAGUUGGUUUUUCAAUCUACUCGGAGUAUUGUAACAACCAUCCAAACGCUUGUUUAGAGCUGUCAAACUUGAUGAAGCAUAGCAAAUAUCGACAUUUCUUUGAGGCUUGCAGACUGCUGCAACAGAUGAUCGACAUAGCUAUUGAUGGAUUUCUUCUGACUCCCGUACAGAAGAUCUGCAAAUACCCUUUACAGUUGGCAGAGUUACUUAAGUAUACGACACAAGACCACAGUGAUUACAACAGAAUAAAAGAAGCGUAUGAAGUCAUGAAGAAUGUCGCUUGUUUAAUUAAUGAGCGGAAAAGGCGCCUGGAGAGUAUAGACAAGAUCGCUUGCUGGCAGGUCUCUAUCGUAGGAUGGGAAGGGCAAGAUGUUUUAGCUCGAAGUUCUGAGCUGAUCCACUCAGGAGAAUUGACUAAGGUCUUCAAGCAAGGAAAAAGUCAACAAAGGACAUUCUUUUUAUUUGACCAUCAGCUGGUGUUCUGCAAGAAGGAUUUACUUCGCAGGGACAUUUUGUAUUACAAAGGUCGUAUUGAUAUGGACGAAAUGGAAUUUGCUGAUGUGGAAGAUGGGAAAGACAGGGACUUCAAUCUAAACAUUAAAAACGCGUUUAAAGUAGUAAACAAAGAGACAGAUGAAGUUCAUCUGUUUUGUGCAAAAAAACAAGAGGACAAGCUGCGAUGGCUGAAGGCCUUCGUUGAUGAGCGCAAAAGAGUGCAAGAGGACAAAGAUAUGGGAAUGGAGAUUUCAGAAGACCAAAAGAAACAAGCAAUGCACAAUGCUAAGAAAUCAAGGCAAGGCAAGAUGAAAGGUGUUACUUACAAUGGAUUUCCUUCUGUACCGUCUCAUCAAAACCUACAUCCGAUCCACCAACGGCACAUCACAGUCCCCACCAGCAUUCCUCAGCAGCAGGUAUUUGCACUGGCUGAACCUAAAAGGAAGAAUUCGCCUUUCUGGAACACAAUCACAAAACUUACACCAUUCAAGAAAUAAAGGGAACCUAAUUAUACCAGCUUUUAAAAGACAAGAAAAUUAGUGAAUCGGAUUUGGAAAGUUCCCCACAAAAAACAAAACCUGGACUUUUUUUUAUUUAUUUCUGAGGAUUUUUUUUUUUCUUGAAGAUUUGUGACAAAAAAAUUAAAUGAAGGGAGAAAAGAGAAAAUGAAGGAAGAAAAUUUGUAAAUGCUAUUUGAAGACUAGUAAAACUAAUCCAUUUCACAUCUUUAUUUGUAACGUUGCCAUAUGAAAAAUAUAUGAUUUUAUUUAUUAUUUUUUCAAGAGACAAAAUUUGAUGUUAAAAAUAUUUUAUUUUAAAAGCUUAUGUAAACCCCCGCUUUUUUAU
Molecule: messenger RNA, 4540 nt
Organism: Pelobates fuscus (common spadefoot toad)
Lineage: Eukaryota; Metazoa; Chordata; Amphibia; Anura; Pelobatidae
Gene: SPATA13
Product: spermatogenesis associated 13
Exons: 14
Coding region: 391-4191 (1266 amino acids)
Molecular function (GO): protein binding; guanyl-nucleotide exchange factor activity
Source: RefSeq, a predicted model, not a curated record